Messenger RNA from Aedes albopictus (Asian tiger mosquito), 1837 nucleotides. RefSeq names its product cytochrome P450 9e2-like. The transcript has 2 exons. The record is from RefSeq and is a predicted model, not a curated record. Bases 52 to 1734 code for a protein of 560 amino acids. Lineage: Eukaryota; Metazoa; Arthropoda; Insecta; Diptera; Culicidae. Gene Ontology annotation, molecular function: iron ion binding; oxidoreductase activity, acting on paired donors, with incorporation or reduction of molecular oxygen; heme binding.
CCGUGCUGAAUAUAAUCUGGACCCAAAUUCUUAUCGCCCACUUCUUUUUUAAUGCCAAACAAAACAUUCAAAAUAAAAAGUCAUUCCCACAGUUUAGGUCAAGUUCCCCUCAGUUCCGAUUCGACAGUGCACUGCUGUACAAUGAUACUGCUUUUGCUGCUGGUUGCAGUAGGUUAUCUUAUCUACCGGUGGAGCGUGGCAACGUUUGAUUACUUUGAGAAGUUGAAUGUGCCUUUCCUGAAACCGUAUCCGCUGUUUGGGGCGAUAUGGCCCUACAUCAAGGGAGAGAAAUCUCCGGUCGAAGCCACGACGGAAGGAUACCGGCUGUUUCCUGGAAAUCGGUUUUCCGGAUUCUUCUCGUUCCGUGAGCCUGGAUAUCUGAUUCACGAUCCGGAAUUGAUCAAGCAGAUUGGCAUUCGGGAUUUCGAUCAUUUUACGGAUCAUGCAAACAAUGUGUCCGUAGAGGUGGAUCCAUUUCUGGGACGGUCGCUGUUUUUCUCCGAUGGACAGCGAUGGAAACAUGGAAGAACGGCACUUAGUCCGGCAUUCACGGGAAGUAAAAUGCGGAACAUGUUCGAGCUGUUGACCAGUUAUACCGAUGGAGCGAUGAAACGACUGGUGGAAGAUGCAGCUGGAGCUGGAGAUAAACUCGAGAAGGAAAUGAGAGAUUUGUUUCAAAAACUGGGUAACGAUGUUAUGACAUCAAUCUCUAUCGGUAUGGACAUCGAUUCCGUUCAUGACCCUGAUAAUGAACUCUAUGCCUAUGGAAAACGUAUGGCAACGACAUCUGGUCUCCAAGGGUUCCGGUUCUUUAUUUUAACCCUUCUGCCAGAAGCACUGCUAAAAAUCAUCAAAAUACGCAUUAUUCCUGAGGACAUCGCAAACUUUUACUAUGAUGUCGUAUCGAAAGUUAUCAAAUAUCGAUUGGAGAAGAAAAUCAUUCGACCGGAUUUCAUUCAUCUUAUGCUGCAAGCUCGCAAGAAUGAGUUGAAAGCUGACAAAACAGAUGAAACUCUAAACAACGCCGGCUUCUCAACAGUCCAAGAACAUCUGGAAGUCCCGUCGAAAACUAUGGUCGAAUGGUCUGAUUACGAUAUUGCUGCUACAUCUGCGUCGUUUUUCUUCGGCGGAAUCGAGUCAACCACCACUUUGGUGUGCUUCACUUUAUACGAAAUUGCAAUGAAUCCUGAUGUGCAACAGAAGCUGAGAAAAGAAGUUGAUGCCACAAAAAGAUCGCUUGAUAACACUAAACUAACAUACGAAUCGAUGCAGCAAAUGAAGUAUCUGGACAUGGUAAUCACCGAAACGCUUAGAAAGUGGCCACCGUUUGGCGUCACCAACCGGCGCUGCACCAAGCCUUACACUUUGGAAAACGCCAAUGGCAGCAAAGUAACAAUACACAAAGGGCAGGUUUUGUUCUUCCCAAUCCACGAAAUUCAACGUGAUCCGCAGUACUACCCGGACCCGGAACGGUUUGAUCCGGAGCGGUUUUCCGACCAGAACCGAGCUAGCCUCAACCAGGAUGCUUAUCUGCCGUUUGGAACCGGGCCUCGGAAUUGUAUCGGUUCGAGGUUAACACUGAUGCAGGCCAAGUGUUAUCUGUUUUAUUUGCUGACAAGCUUCGAUGUGGAGCUUUCGAAGAAGACCGAUGUACCGAUUCAGCUUGAUUUACGAUCAAGUGGGCUCAAUGCCAAAAAUGGUUUCUGGAUGAAUUUGGUUCCACGAAUCAAAUAAGAGACAUAAUGUGUGCAAAUUUUGAAAACUACAUAUUCUUAAAACAAUGUAAAAUACUUACGGUUAAAAUAGAAGCAUCUGAAAUAAAGGAAGAAAUACUUAA